Molecule: messenger RNA, 3032 nt
Organism: Cottoperca gobio
Lineage: Eukaryota; Metazoa; Chordata; Actinopteri; Perciformes; Bovichtidae
Product: cyclin-dependent kinase 17
Exons: 17
Coding region: 141-1694 (517 amino acids)
Biological process (GO): protein phosphorylation
Cellular component (GO): nucleus; cytoplasm
Molecular function (GO): ATP binding; cyclin-dependent protein serine/threonine kinase activity
Source: RefSeq, a predicted model, not a curated record
AAGAAGAAGAAGAAGAAGGGCUUUUUUUUUUUUCACGCUCGGAGGGAAAGACGGCAUCCGGCCUGAGAAGAAGCUCCGAGGUCGGGGACUCCGGUCGGAGCAACGUUCAUCGUUUCUGGCCUCCCCUUCCCGAGAGCUCAAUGGAGAAGAUGAAGCGGUUCAAGCGGCGUCUCUCUCAGACGUUACGAGGCAGCCACACCAUCGAUGAGUCGCUGUCUGAGCUGGCAGAGCAGAUGACCAUCGAGGAGAACGGCCUGAAGGACAGCGAGCCCAUCGUGAGGAAUGGCCGUCCUCCGUCAGCCCACAGUGUCCACUCCUUCCUCCACCAGUACACAGGCUCCUUUAAAAAGCCGCCGCUCAGACGGCCUCAGAGCGUCAUCGGAGGAGGCCUGGGCUCUUUAAUGACUAUGCCUCGCAACGGCAGUCGCCUCGACAUCGUCCAUGAGAACCUGAAGAUGGGGUCGGACGGGGAGAGUGACCAGGCGUCGGGUACUUCCUCCGAUGAGGUGCAGUCCCCCACAGGUGUUUGUCUGCGGAACAGAGGGAACAGACGCAUCUCUGCAGAGGACCUGAACAAACGUCUGUCUCUGCCGGCGGACAUCAGGAUACCUGACGGUUACCUGGAGAAGCUGCAGCUGAGCAGCCCGCCCUUCGACCAGCCGCUGAGCCGACGCUCCCGCAGAGCAUCCCUGUCAGAAAUUGGAUUUGGGAAGCUGGAGACCUACAUCAAACUGGACAAACUGGGGGAGGGCACGUACGCGACGGUCUUCAAAGGGAGAAGUAAGCUGACGGACAACCUUGUGGCGCUGAAGGAGAUCAGACUGGAGCACGAGGAGGGGGCGCCAUGCACAGCUAUCAGAGAAGUGUCGUUACUGAAGGACCUGAAACACGCCAACAUCGUGACGCUUCACGACAUCAUCCACACAGAGAAAUCUCUCACACUGGUCUUCGAGUACCUGGACAAAGACCUCAAGCAGUACAUGGACGACUGCGGGAACAUCCUGAGCAUGCACAAUGUCAAGAUUUUUCUGUACCAGAUCCUGCGAGGUUUGGCGUACUGUCACAGGCGGAAAGUUCUGCACAGAGACCUGAAGCCCCAAAAUCUGCUCAUCAACGACAGAGGGGAACUCAAACUGGCUGACUUUGGCCUGGCGAGGGCCAAAUCUGUGCCCACCAAAACAUACUCUAACGAGGUGGUAACACUUUGGUAUCGGCCUCCCGACGUGCUGCUGGGCUCCUCUGAGUACUCCACGCAGAUCGACAUGUGGGGUGUGGGCUGUAUAUUCUACGAGAUGGCUGCCGGCAGGCCCCUGUUCCCAGGCUCCACGGUGGAGGACGAGCUGCACCUCAUCUUCAGGCUGCUAGGCACUCCAACAGAGGACAGCUGGCCUGGAAUAUCCUCAAUGGACGAGUUCAAGUCCUACAAGUUCCCCAAGUACAAGAUCCAGCCGCUCAUUAACCACGCACCCAGGUUGGACACUGAUGGCAUUGAUCUGCUGAUGUCAUUCCUAAAAUACGAGUCGAAAAAAAGGAUCUCUGCUGAUGAAGCCAUGAAACAGCCGUACUUCAGGAGCCUGGGGCCACGUGUGCUCACACUGCCAGAGAGCAUAUCCAUAUUCACACUGAAGGAGGUCCAGUUGCAGAGAGAUCCCGGCUACCGGAACUCAUCAUACCCUGAGUCAGGUGAGCAAUGAUGCAACGGCAAGAACAGAAGACAAAGCAUGCUGUUUUAGAUUCUCUGGACUGUAUUUUUUUUAUUUGGGAAUGAUCUUCUAGUUGUACAGUCUUGCAGAUGGAUCAGUAACCCGAGAUGGAUGUUGGCGUGGAGCAUCAUCAUCAUUAGCAUCACUUUCCCCCCCCCCCCCCAAGCUACUUGGGAAACUCGUCCACAGUGCGACCGAUCCCCCUUUCCAGGUCUGGCCUGAGUCUGGCCCAAAAGAGACAUUUAUAUACUGUACAUCUAUAUUUAUUGAGAAGAGAAUUUGCUGCUAAAUCCAACUACUGUCUAGAAUUCUAACUGGCUCAGUCACUUUAAUGAGUACAUGCAAUGUGUAUAGAUUUAAUUUUUUUUGAAGUGGUGGUAUUUUAAGUGAUAUUUCUUUGCCAUUUCCAUUUUCAUACAUAACAAAACUCGACCUCUAAGCUCCUCAGUGUGUGUGUGUGUGUGUGUGUGUGGGUGUGUGAGGCACACAGACGAGCAGAGGCAUGUUUCUGUAGCAACUCAAAAGGGUUUGAUUUUCUGUCUCUGUUGCCACGGUGCCGUCUCUCAGCUGCACCCAUCAUUUGUGACUGUUUACUCCAAAAGGCUUUUGAGGCCGGCUUUGAUAAAAUUGAUAAUUUUAUCCCAAAUGGAGGCUAAUACGAGAGCAGUGCUGCCAAGCUCUGCGCAACAAAAAAACAAAACAAAAAAAAAAGAUCACGUUCUUGUCAGAUGCUGGCAUAUCAUUCCAGGAUGCUGCGGUUUCUGUCGUGUCCAAGGAACAAAUGCAGGAGGGAAAAGCAAACGUAGAAUUAAUGACGAGGGCAUUACAGGAUUAGUUACGCCUCCUUUAAUUCUAGAUAAAAACCUACAUAUGUAACUCCAGUGAACAACCUUCUCUUCCUUUUCCACCUCAAUCUGACACUUUAUCUCCUCCAGUCUGUCACAAAGGGGAGGUGCAAAGUGAAUCCCCAGUGUUGGAAUCUGCUGCCUCUCUGCCAUUCCCAUCUCCAUCAACUGUAAAAAUGUAUCUCUUUUUUUUUUUCUGGAUUGCCUCCACCUUUGUGUUGCAUGCCUGCUCUGUUGUACGAGGAAGCACACAGCCACUGAACUCCUUAUUCAGGGAGCACUAGCUAUAGUCCUGCCCCUAGUGAAUCUGAUACUGAGUCGCAGUCUAUUUAACAGUGUUACAAGAGAUGUUUUGUAUCAUAUUCUUUAACUUUAUUUGUUGAUAAUUGUUAUUUGGUGUGGGAUUUCGUUGCGGAUGCCCUCCCAUAUUUGAGCUUUUUUUUUUUUUUUUCCAGAGUAAAGAAAAUUAAAUCUAAAGUUUAAA